Messenger RNA from Paramacrobiotus metropolitanus, 597 nucleotides. RefSeq lists its product as uncharacterized. Lineage: Eukaryota; Metazoa; Tardigrada; Eutardigrada; Parachela; Macrobiotidae. The coding region runs from base 1 to 597 and encodes 198 amino acids. The record is from RefSeq and is a predicted model, not a curated record. The transcript has 3 exons.
AUGAUGACCUUUAUGGUAUGCAUGUUGACGGCCCUGAUGGGUGUUGUGGUCGCACAGAAGUUCCCCUUAUCGCCGACGUUCCGUUGCAAUCCGUUGGAGGGGAAAUUCUGCCGUCCCGAUGUCUGCGAGAAUGCCACGUGCCAGCUGCUGCCGACCGCGCUCUGUGUGUCCGACAAAUGUGGAUGCCGGAAGCAGUUCUACUAUUACGUCCGGGAGAAGAACACCUUCUUCUGCGUGACGAAGCUGUGCCAGGCCGCCACCGACAUGGAAGAAUCGCAGAGUUUAAUGCGGAAGGUACUGGGUAAAGACCAGACGCUGCUGAACAUCAUCUCCCAUAACCCCGCCCUGGUCAGCUACCUACUGCAAGGAAACAACAUGUUCGGCACGGAUGUGAAGAAGAGCGUGGUGGAUCACCUGAAGGCGGUGGCCGAGCAGGAGCCGACCGACGCCAAUCUGCAACGCUACCAGACGGCGCUGCACGAACUCAACGCCGCCACACGCACACCGCCGGCGACCAAUACCAGCGCGACUAACGAUCCAGAGUGGAACUUCUGGUCAUUGCCAAAUGACCCCGAGCAGGAGCAAGAUAAUUCGUGA